Molecule: messenger RNA, 2547 nt
Organism: Solea senegalensis (Senegalese sole)
Lineage: Eukaryota; Metazoa; Chordata; Actinopteri; Pleuronectiformes; Soleidae
Exons: 10
Coding region: 503-1633 (376 amino acids)
Molecular function (GO): protein binding
Source: RefSeq, a predicted model, not a curated record
UGGUUAAUACAAUAAAUGUACAGUUAAAUAACGAUUGUGAAGUUGGUGAGUGCGUGCAUUUGUCUGUCACGGCCGGGACGCGAACCCAGAACUCUGGUUUCAGAGUGCAACUUCCUACCAACUGAGCUAAUAAAAUUGACAAUCAACUUCCUAUAGAGUGGUAUUUAACGAGAAUAGGGUCAGACUGUGAUUGGCCCACGAAUCGGAAGUCGAAGUUAGAAUUACUCACUCCAGCAGUUCUUUUCGCAGUUUUCCUUUAAGAAAGAGACGCUAUGUCCAGCGUCCUCGACAGUUGAAUGCCCUGACAUUAGGAAAUGUCAGUAGCUACUAACACACAUACACAUUUUUGUUUCUUUUUCUACUUUUGUGUCAAUUUUUUUAGCUGACGGCGACUACGAGGAAUCCUUCUGACGCCUUACGGACAGCGAGCGACCCGCACGGGAAGUGGGAAUUACACGGCUUAAAGUUGGGGAAAGAAACGUAUUAUCGAAAAGGAAAAGCGAUGAUUCCGUUCCACGGUUUCGCCUUGUUCUUUUUGGGUCACUACUUUCUACAGGCUGAGUGUCAGACUGGUCAAAAGUUGUCCUUUAUGUGGACGAGUGAGUUGGAAGGCAUUCUGACCUUGGCACCAACGAAGCCUUUGAUGGCAAAUUGCAGCUAUCGCUUUUUUUCAGUAACCAAUGAGAAUUCCAGCGGACAAUAUUCCACAUCCACAUCCCCUUAUCUUACUUUCGACGAGGCGAUGGAAGGAGGAUAUGUGCAUUUUUCUGUUGAAACUGUCUGUAACGGCCGAAGGAGCAAUAAAACCGUCCUCAACAUCACCUACCCAGAAAUGGUAAAGAAUGUGAAGUGCUUUGUCUAUUCCUCUGAAAACACCAGCUGCUCCUGGGACUUGGCUGUUCCCAAGUCAUUUGUCAGAUUUUACUAUCGAUUGAUCAACACAGAUUCAGCCCCAUUACAAGAGUGCCCCUCGUACAUUUACGCCAAAGGCCUCAUGACUGGCUGCGAAUUGCCGGCGAACUUAAUGGAUCACGUCCACAUCUUGUUCAAUGGAACGGCAAACAAGACGUUUUUCAGGAACACCUUCGCCAGGCUGCUUAAGGAUGUGAGACUACCUGCCCUUGAAUGGACAGUCAAGAAGACUGGGAAUAAAUUCAACAUCAGCUGGGUUCCACCCACGAUCAAAAUUGGUUUUGUACGUUACUUAAUCAAUUACACGGAGUGCAAUAAACCACUGUAUAAAGAGAUAAAAGAGGUAGAAACAACCAGUUACAAUCAGCUGGAAGUAGUGCCUCACUGUCAGUACCACAUGACUAUUAAAUCUGAACACCUUAGGUUCAAGACUCCACCAAGUGAAGAGAAGUAUUUUGAUGCAGAGACUAGUCCUAAUGCGUUGAUCUAUGCUACUGCUGUCAUCCCACUGAUGUUUGCUGUCCUGGCAGUUUUGAUGUUGGUGUUUUGUAGGAGGAACAAGGACCGUAUUUUCCCCAAAGUCCCGCAACCUCGGGAUCUCCUCAGUGAUAUUGCUGACAACAAUAACAAGAGCAAUUUGCACUUAUCAGCGGAGGAUAUCGAGAACUGUAAAGUCAUGCUGGUGAUGGAUUCUGAAGUCAACAAACCAGUCCUCCACUGAUCCAACACGCUCCAGAGCGCAAAAUUCUUACUCAACAGAGGCAAAAAAAGACACAUUUAUGUUACGGCUCCUUUGCUUGUUGAGGAACCAGGUGCGUGAACUCAAACCUCCACUGGACAAAAUAAAACUGGUAGCUGUUACACAGGAUGAUGUUGAUAGAAGCGAUGAAGUGGCAGCCAGCCAACUACUAUACAUUUGUUUAUGUGCAAAAAAUGGCAUGUUGUUUACUUAUCUUAUCAGUCACCUUGUCGAGUUUGGCCAGGUUAUGCAGCUUCCUCCUCAUCUGCUGCUCCCCCAUGUUGCUGAGAGCUUAGCCCAGCCCCCUGCCUAGCACAGAAAUUGAAUUCUGCUGAGGUAAGAGUCACUGAAAGGGUGUCUCACAAGCUCUGUUUCCGUUUUUCUUUUUUUUUUGAUAAAGCUUUUGCUCCGUCUGAAUGUUUUUAUCAUGAGUCUGAUCCUGUAUCCUUAGAUUAUCAGGUGCGCAGUGUUGCCAACUUAAAGGGCUAAUAACUGCUGACUUAAUGUAGUGUGCAAACUUUUAUACAUGUCAUAAUUGCUGUUUAAUUGUUAAUGAAGGCUGAAUGACAUCCUCAGUAAGGAGAUUUUGAUUUUCAACUUUUCACAACAUCCGCUUCAAAUUAUGUCUGACUUGCACUGAGCAGUGCUGUGUGACUCCUUAAGGAAAGGAGAGUGCUUUCACUAAGUAUUAUUAGACACUUAAAUCCACGUGCAGCAAAGUUAUCACUUGACAUCUACUAAUACAUUUCACACUUCUGGGGGACCAGAUCACAUUCUGAACCAUUAAUGAUGCAAUUUUAAACUUAUUCUGUGGGUUCAAAUGCACAGAUCGACCAGUUACAGGUUUUAAAGCUGCAGUGUGUAACUACUUAUUAUGAAGUAUGCAUCAUUCCAUA